This is a messenger RNA of Drosophila kikkawai, 3470 nucleotides long. It is a transcript of the gene hoe1, whose product is annotated as OCA2 melanosomal transmembrane protein hoepel1. NCBI's taxonomy places the organism in Eukaryota, Metazoa, Arthropoda, Insecta, Diptera, Drosophilidae. Gene Ontology annotation, biological process: transmembrane transport. The record is from RefSeq and is a predicted model, not a curated record. Gene Ontology annotation, cellular component: membrane.
UCGAAACGGACGUGCGACUUUGUCCGGUUUUUUAAAUCGCCAUCGUUCAUCGAGCUUUUGUGUGUCCAAACAAUAAAGAGAAAUAAAUAAAUACAAAUAAAUAAUAGUUGAAAAUAACAACCAAAUAACAAAAACCGCAAAAAAGAAUAAAACUUAAACCACCAGUGCGUAUGCGUGAUUUGAUCAUAUGAAGCGACGGCAUAAAAGCAGAAACUACAUUAAAAUGUACAAGAGAAAGGCCUGAACUUAAAGCUGACCCCAAAUCCUUUCGUUCCAAAAAUAUACAUUUGUGAUUUGCGAUAAUAAUUAGUAUUAAUAGAGUUAAUCGAACUGAAAAUUAAAUAUUAAAUCGUGUCAAGCCAGCUGCUUAAUUUAAUUAAUUAAUUUAACAAGCAACCCACAAAAAAAUCUGUCAAAAUUGCGCCGACUCGAGUUCAUCCGCCGCCGCCAGUUGAGCCGUCUGCUCUUAGUCCCCAUCCUCAGUCCAAUCACAACAAUAACACCAAGACAACAACGACGGAGCCCGGCACAGUGGGUCACAGUGCCGCAUCCACAAUAUCGCGGCGCCGCAGGAGUGGCAGUGGGAGUGGCAGCAUCCACCGGAAACGUAAGGACAUUUGGCCUUUCAAGAUGCGGGUGAAGGUGAGCAAACGCCUGUGGCCCCACCGACAGGCGUCUACCAAGAGCGACAAGUUUCCACAGCCAAACGAAGUAACAGAAGGUGCCUUACAAGUCUGGCGAACUCUGCCGGAGCGCAUUCGUCAGGAUCCCAGUCUAGCCUCGUUUCGCCAGGAGCAUGAACGUUUACAUGGCGACGUUGAUCCUUUGCCAGCGGAGGAAAGCGAACUCCGGGUGGAGAAUGGACAUCACGAGGAGACGGCUUUGGCCAACACACAGACGGGAUUCACACAGAUCGGUAUCAAUGUGACGAACGAGGCGGGACAGGUGCGAGUGCUGGACGGCAGGGAUCUGGAGAACAACAAUGAUGAUCAGCAUGAUGAGGCCGAGACGCACGGAAAGAGUUUGAUCCGCAAGUAUCUCAUUUGGUUCAAGAUUGCCGUGCUCUUGGUGGUCUGGUGCGUCUUUACCGCCUUCCUCAUGUCCAACAAUGAGCAUGUGGACCAGCUCAGCCUCAUAAGUGUUCCUAGGAAUAGCUCUUCGAGAGUCUUUCCCAUUACCACAGCCAGUCUGCAAAGGAUUGGUCUGGGCCUGCGAGGACCCUUUAGGUUGCAGGAGAACGAGCUGACGCUGAAUGAUAGUGUCCCCCUGCCCGUGCUCCAGGUUCAGGUGAUGCGCAGCUACUUUGAUGCCGAGGGCAUGGAGAUCUACAUCGAGAAUGCCAGUCAGCUGUGGCAGCUGGACGUGGUCUAUCCGGACCUCAUCGAUGCCACCAAGGACACGAAGAAGCAGCGCACCUUCGAGCUGAGUGCCAGCGAUCCGCUGUGGUUGGCGCAGGCCAAUCGCACGGAGCUGAGCUUCGAGUUCACCAGCAGCAUUGAGGGCGAAUUGCCGCUCCAGCUGAAUGUGGAUGAGUCUCCGAUCUACAAGCGGGAUGGUGUCAUCUAUGCGGCGGCGGUGCUCUGCGGCCUGUACGUGAUGAUCAUCUGGGAGAUUGUAAACAGGACCUUUGCGGCCAUUAUUGCAUCCACGUUGUCGGUGGGCAUACUGGCUGCCCUGAAUUCAAGACCCUCGAUGGCCACCAUUAUGGGUUGGAUCGAUGUGGAGACUUUGCUGCUGCUCUUUGGCAUGAUGAUUCUGGUGGCCAUUCUCUCCGAGACCGGAGUCUUUGACUAUCUGGCUGUUUAUGCCUAUAAGAUCACCAAUGGCCAUGUGUGGCCACUCAUCAACUGUCUGUGCCUGUUCACGGCGGUCCUUUCCUCCUUUUUGGACAAUGUCACCACCGUGUUGCUGAUGACACCGGUCACGAUACGACUCUGCGAGGUCAUGUGUCUCAAUCCUGUGCCCAUAUUGAUGUGCAUGGUCAUCUACUCGAAUAUUGGCGGAGCCCUGACUCCGGUGGGGGAUCCCCCAAAUGUCAUCAUUGCCUCAAAUAGCUACAUAUCGAAGAAUGGCGUCAACUUUGCCGUCUUCACGCUGCAUAUGCUGCCCGGAGUCCUUUUGGUGAUGGUACAGACCUACAUCCAGCUGCGCUUCAAGUUCCGAAACAUCAGCGAUUUGCAGUUUAAGGACUCUCCAGAAGUAGAGGAACUGCGUCACGAGAUCCAUGUGUGGAAGCGAGCGGCUGCCAGCCUCUCAGCUUACUCCAAGGACGAGGAACUGGUGCGACAGACGCUGAUGAAAAAGGUUAAUCGCUUGAAGAGAAGCCUCAAGAAGCGAAUGACGGCGGUUAUUGAACCGGCACCAAAUUAUCAACAAACGUUGGCCAAUCUUCAAGCCAAGUAUCCCAUUCGCAACAAGCCUCUGCUGAUUAAAUGCUCGGCCGCCCUGCUCUUUGUGAUCAGUUUAUUCUUCUUGCACUCUGUUCCGGAACUUCAGAGAUUGUCCUUGGGCUGGACCGCUUUGCUGGGUGCCAUAUUCCUCAUCAUUCUGGCCGAUAUUGAGGAUAUGGAAGCUAUAUUGGCUCGCGUGGAGUGGUCUACGUUGCUCUUCUUUGCAGCUCUCUUCAUACUGAUGGAGGCUCUGACGGAGUUGGGUCUGAUUGAGUGGAUUGGCAAUAUGACAGAGGGCAUUAUCCUGGGCGUGGGCGAGGAUCAGCGUCUGAUGGUGGCCAUUUUGAUAAUACUUUGGGUUUCUGCUGUGGCCUCGGCUUUUGUGGACAACAUUCCGCUGACCACAAUGAUGGUGAAGAUCACCAUAUCGUUGGCCCAAAACAGCACCUUGAAUCUGCCGCUUCAGCCUUUGGUUUGGGCCUUGGCCUUGGGUGCCUGUUUGGGGGGCAAUGGCACACUGAUUGGAGCCUCGGCCAAUGUGGUCUGUGCCGGCGUGGCCGAGCAGCAUGGCUACAAGUUCACCUUCCUGCAGUUCUUCAAAGUUGGUUUUCCCAUCAUGAUUGGCAGCAUUAUAGUGACUACAGGGUAUCUGCUGGUCUCGCACUCUCUGUUCGCGUGGCAUUGAUGAAGGGCCCCCUUCUAGGAGUUGACUGUGUCGAUUUCGCAACAAGGCGCACUUUACCUCGUUACCUAACGGACAGGACCUGUUCCGGCAGAUGCCGCACCCAACGCGAUUUCAAAGGAAUUUCAAUAUCUUAUACACAGGCUAUAGGAAUUAAUUCUAAGGCAUGUUGGCGACCAAAAAAAGAUACAAAAAACCAAAAAACAGAAACAGAAACGAAGAAUAUUAUAUUAAAUAUACAUUUAUUUUUACACAUCGUUGUUAGUGUAGUGCGUAGUCUAAAUAACAAACAACAAUUAAGAGAAUUAUAAUUAAUAUAAAUUAAUUAUUUACAAUUAAUAAUGUCGCUGAACUGUGAAACAAUUGUUAAAUGUUAAAUGUAUGAAUACGAAUUAAAU